UGAUUGUGCAGUUGUCAUAUAGAAAACUAAAUUUUUUACUCUAAAAAUUAAUAAAUCGUAAUUAUGACUAAAUCCAGACAAAUGUUCCUGUUAUUUGCUGUAGUUGUUAUGGUGGUGGCCAUACAGGCUCAAGGAGAAUGUCCUAAGAAUCAGGAAUUCAAUAGUUGUGGUUCGGCCUGUCCACCCAAGUGCAAUGAUGAUCCUUCAAGACCUUGUACUUUGCAGUGUAUUAUUGGCUGCCAGUGUAAACCAGGUUUUGUGCUUAACAAUCAAAAUGAGUGUGUAACACCAUCGGAAUGUUGAUUUUAAAAAUGAUGAAAAGUUUUAUUAAAAAUAACGAAAAGUGAUAAUGUGAUAAUAAAGUUUGUGAAACAAAUUAAAUUGAAAUUAAAACAUGCAUUAAAUCCUCUCCACUAUGGUGAUGUAAGGUAUAA
Molecule: messenger RNA, 434 nt
Organism: Calliphora vicina (urban bluebottle blowfly)
Lineage: Eukaryota; Metazoa; Arthropoda; Insecta; Diptera; Calliphoridae
Product: chymotrypsin inhibitor-like
Exons: 2
Coding region: 64-303 (79 amino acids)
Source: RefSeq, a predicted model, not a curated record